AUGCUCCUGGCUGAAGUCGCUGAGAAGCUGCACGAUCAUCACAGUGAACUUCGCGUCUCCCUUCCCUCCAAUCACCCGCUGUGCGAAGAAGCUCUCGCUGCAACUCUGGAUUGUGUGCACGGCAUUCCGGAACGCAUUCUUCUACCAACCACGAAUCCGCACCGGCGUGCAGCCUUACGACAAAGGGCCCUCGAAAAUAUCAGUUUGGAGAACAACCCCCCCACCGCAUUAAGCCGACGUAUCCGAACCACGGACAAGCUCGAAUCCGCAGGUUUUCCAGAGCCACUCUCUCCGGAACAACGUGCCGCGUUGAAGAAGAAGGCCGAAAACAUGCCUCCACCGCGAGCUUAUGUACUCGAAAUCCGCGCUUUGCGCACAGAGAAAACGCUUGUAUCUAUUGUCGGGAACUCGACAAUCACCGCUGUUGAUUGGGAUGUGGGUAUGCCGCAAUGCCACCUCCAGGGCGUUGAAAUGCUCUGGGACACCGGUGCUGCUAGCACUAUCAUCACGAAAGACAUCCUGAGCCAAGAUUUCCAAGCCUAUCUGUCACACCCAAUCCACAUGCCAUAUAAAAAUGGGGACGGAACUCGUGUCCAGCUUUCCUUCACCCUCGAGUUCACCAACACGCUUGUCACAAUGAACAUGAUCGCAUGGGUCGUGGAUAAAGCAGCAAUCGCAAAUUUCCAGUCAGGCAUUCUCCUCGGUCAAAGGGAUUGCAUCGAUGCCAUCCAGUACAGAUCUGUCCCGCGAAAAAUUCUUGAGGCCAGAGGGGAGUCGGUUGAUGAAAAGUUCUGGAGGGAUCUCAUUCUAGAGAGCUAUGUUGAUUUUGACGGAAGCUUGAAGGAGAUCGUUUAG
Messenger RNA from Penicillium psychrosexuale, 855 nucleotides. RefSeq lists its product as uncharacterized. The transcript has a single exon. The coding region runs from base 1 to 855 and encodes 284 amino acids. The record is from RefSeq and is a predicted model, not a curated record. Lineage: Eukaryota; Fungi; Ascomycota; Eurotiomycetes; Eurotiales; Aspergillaceae.